Messenger RNA from Petromyzon marinus (sea lamprey), 518 nucleotides. RefSeq names its product emopamil-binding protein-like. NCBI's taxonomy places the organism in Eukaryota, Metazoa, Chordata, Hyperoartia, Petromyzontiformes, Petromyzontidae. Gene Ontology annotation, cellular component: endoplasmic reticulum; membrane. The record is from RefSeq and is a predicted model, not a curated record. Gene Ontology annotation, biological process: sterol metabolic process. Gene Ontology annotation, molecular function: cholestenol delta-isomerase activity.
CACGCGCGCGCGACAGUGAUGGAGAUGCCGUCUCCUGCUCCUGCUGCUGCUGUCUCUGAUGCUGGGGGUGGUGCCGAUGACCCCGCGUGGCCGAGCCGAGCGGCGUGCCUGUCGCUCGCCCUCUGCGCCUUCCAGGCGCGCGCGGCCCUCGCUCUGUCGCGGGUGGUGGGAGGCCGCCUGCAGCUGCCGCCCGCAGAGCGAUGGGUCGUGGCCUGGCUGCUCUAUGACGCAGUGGUUCACAUCACACUGGAGGGUCCCUUCGUCUGCAUCUCGCUGGUGAGAUCUCUGGCGGAGUCGGACAGCGUCCACUCCAUGCUGUGGAAGGAGUACGGUCGCGUCGACAGCCGCUGGCUUCACUCGGACCCCACCGUGGUGGCGCUCGAGAUCCUGACGGUGGCGGUUGCGGGGCCCCUGGCGCUGCUGCUGGUGUUCGCCAUCGUCCAGAACAAGCACUACCGGUAGGGGUCACGCCGCUCUACCGGUAAGGGUCACGCCGCUCUACCGGUAAGGGUCACACC